AUGGCUGACAAGGGUCUCGAGGACGUCCCCGAGGGACAGAUCGAGUCUAACUACGAUGAGACCGUCGACUCUUUCGAUGAGAUGAACCUCAAGUCGGAGCUCCUCCGCGGUAUCUAUGCCUACGGUUUCGAGCGCCCCUCUGCUAUUCAGCAGCGUGCUAUCAUGCCCGUCAUCAAGGGCCAUGAUGUUAUCGCCCAGGCUCAGUCCGGUACUGGCAAGACUGCCACCUUCUCUAUCUCGGUCCUCCAGAAGAUCGACACCUCCCUCAAGCAGUGCCAGGCCCUCAUUCUCGCCCCCACCCGUGAGUUGGCCCAGCAGAUUCAGAAGGUCGUUGUCGCCAUUGGCGACUUCAUGAACAUUGAGUGCCACGCCUGCAUUGGUGGUACCAGCGUCCGAGACGAUAUGAAGGCUCUCGGCGAGGGCCCCCAGGUGGUUGUCGGUACCCCCGGUCGUGUCCACGACAUGAUUCAGCGUCGUUUCCUUAAGACGGACUCCAUGAAGAUGUUUGUCCUCGACGAGGCCGAUGAGAUGUUGUCUCGUGGUUUCACCGAGCAGAUCUACGACAUCUUCCAGCUCCUUCCCCAGAGCACCCAGGUCGUCCUUCUCUCGGCCACCAUGCCCCAGGACGUCCUUGAGGUCACCACCAAGUUCAUGCGCGACCCCGUCCGCAUCUUGGUCAAGAAGGACGAGCUUACCCUUGAAGGUAUCAAGCAGUUCUACAUCGCCGUCGAGAAGGAGGAGUGGAAGCUCGAUACCCUCUCCGAUUUGUAUGAGACUGUCACCAUCACCCAGGCCGUCAUCUUCUGCAACACCCGCCGCAAGGUCGACUGGCUUACCGACAAGCUCACUGCCCGUGAUUUCACCGUCUCGGCCAUGCACGGUGACAUGGACCAGGCCCAGCGUGACCUCAUCAUGAAGGAGUUCCGCUCCGGCUCCUCUCGUGUCCUCAUCGCCACUGACCUUUUGGCCCGUGGUAUUGAUGUCCAGCAGGUUUCCCUGGUCAUCAACUACGAUCUCCCCGCCAACCGUGAGAACUACAUUCAUCGCAUUGGUCGUGGUGGUCGUUUCGGUCGCAAGGGUGUUGCGAUCAACUUUGUCACUGCUGAUGAUGUCCGCAUGAUGCGCGAGAUUGAGCAGUUCUACAGCACCCAGAUUGAGGAGAUGCCGAUGAACGUGGCCGACCUCAUCUAA
Messenger RNA from Podospora anserina S mat+, 1191 nucleotides. RefSeq lists its product as uncharacterized. The record is from RefSeq and is a predicted model, not a curated record. The transcript has 5 exons. Gene Ontology annotation, molecular function: RNA helicase activity; RNA binding; ATP binding. Lineage: Eukaryota; Fungi; Ascomycota; Sordariomycetes; Sordariales; Podosporaceae. Bases 1 to 1191 code for a protein of 396 amino acids.